Molecule: messenger RNA, 2892 nt
Organism: Sordaria macrospora k-hell
Lineage: Eukaryota; Fungi; Ascomycota; Sordariomycetes; Sordariales; Sordariaceae
Biological process (GO): phosphatidylcholine biosynthetic process
Molecular function (GO): phosphatidylethanolamine N-methyltransferase activity
Source: RefSeq, a predicted model, not a curated record
AUGAGCUCCUCGGCAGCAGAUCCCUCUGCCGCCAGGCUCAACAGUGAUGUCCGCCAACGGCAUCCUACCGCGUCGGCCGCCAGCGAGGAUGUAGAGGACGCUUUGCUGCAGCAGCAGAAAGAGGCCGAUGCCGCCGCGUCGAGGGCCAAGAAGACAUAUGGCAAAACACCAGAUGGCACAGUCUUCGUCGUCCCCACGACUCAUGACAUGGUCACCCAGCUGCUCGACCCUCGCGAGCCCAAGAACCUCUCAGAUGUCGCCGUGCUCGCCAUCAUCGCUCUACACUUCCUCGCCGCUUACUACCUGCCUUGGGGCGUCAAGAGGCCUCUCUUUGCCGCCAUCUUCAUGUUUUGGAGGUUGGCUUACAAUGUCGGCAUUGGUUACCUGUUGACUAUCCAGUCCAAGUACAAGCUCCUGGUGACUUGGGCCAAGAGGUGGAAGCUGUUCGAGAACCCCGCGACUGGCAAGAACCCGCGCCCAUGGCUCUACAACCUGCUCAAGAAAGAACUCGAGACCAAGAUCCCCCAGGAUUACAAGUUUGAAGAGGCUCCGAUCGAGUACAACACUUGGCUUACCUUCCGCCGUGUCGUCGACUUGAUUCUCAUGUGCGACUUCAUCUCCUACUGCCUGUUCGCCAUUGUCUGCGCCCACAAGCCGGACGGCGAGGGUUUCUUCGUCGGCUUUGCCCGUUGGGUUGUUGGAAUCACGCUGGUUGGCUUCAACCUGUGGGUCAAGCUGGAUGCUCAUCGUGUUGUCAAGGACUAUGCUUGGUACUGGGGUGACUUCUUCUACCUCAUUGAGCAGGAACUUACUUUCGACGGUGUCUUUGAGCUGGCUCCUCACCCCAUGUACUCCAUCGGAUACGCUGGCUACUACGGUAUCUCCAUGAUGGCCGCGAGCUACGACGUCCUCUUCAUCUCCAUCAUCGCCCAUGCUGCCCAAUUCGCCUUCUUGGUGGUCGUCGAGAACCCUCAUAUCGAAAAGACCUAUAACCCGCCUCAGCCCCGCGUGAGGUCCGAGUCGGAGGCUGGUAGUCAGUUGCAGGAGGUUGCUUCCGAGUAUUCUGUUCCUUCUACCUCCGGAAGACAUAACGACAACUCCCCGCAGCCCGUCCACAACCUCAUCGGUCUCAAGAACCUCGAUUUCUUCCGCAUCACAGAUGUUGCCGUCGUGCUCCUCUCUGCUUACCUCGCCGUCGUCACCAUGGUUACCCCCAACACCCGCUUUUACCAGGCUCUUUUCGUUUUGCACGCUCUGGCUUGGCGUGUGUGGUACUCGUUUGGUCUAGGAGUCAUUUUGACCAUGCAGUCUGAGGAGAAGAUGUUCACGAGGCACUUCCUCAAGUACGGCGAGAGCUUGGGCGAGGCCUGGCGCCAGUGGAAGGGUAUCUAUCACCUGAGCAACUGCCUCUGCCAUGCUUCCUUCAUUGCUGCCUGCUACAAGAUGUACGAAUUCCCCGCCGGUGGAGACAACGGCUGGGCGCUUCUGAAGCACGUCGUUGGCCUGGGCUUGAUUGCUCUCCAGGUCUGGACCGCUACCAGCAUCUACGAGUCGCUAGGCGAGUUCGGAUGGUUCUAUGGCGAUUUCUUCUUCGACAGCAAGAGGCAGCUCACUUACACUUCCAUCUACCGCUUCCUUAACAACCCCGAGCGUGUCUUUGGUACCGCUGGCUUGUGGGGCGCUGCGCUGAUCACAUGGUCCCGCGCCAUCUUCCUCAUGGCUCUUGCCGGCCACUUCCUCACCCUUGCGUUCCUCGCGUAUGUUGAGAAGCCUCACAUGCAAAAGGUCUAUGGCCGCAACCUGCGCGAUGAUGCCGGUGUCACCAAGUUCAUCAAGCGUUCUCUACCUCCCCCGGUCACCGAGUGGCAGCAGAGCAUUGACAAGGUCCUGGAUGAGACCAAGCACUUUAUCGAUGAGUUUGUUGAGGCUGCUCGCUCCAGGCUCGCCACCGGAUCUUCUACCAUUGUCAAGGAUACUUCGGCCCUGUUCAACAAGUACCCCGCUCGUCUCACCAUCAGCAAGAUUUCAGCUGACCUUGCGGGCUAUGAUCCCAAGCACUACGGUCUGUCUCUAGCUGGUACACCUGUUGUUGGCACAAACGAAAAGGCCACCGGAAAGGAAAGCCCCAACGCUCGCGUGCUCAAGGAUGUCAAGACCCAGUCGUUCGAGUACGGAGCCCCAAUUCGCGUCAAGUGGACUGCGCCCGCCAAACACAGCAAGAAGGACUGGAUCGGUCUCUACAUGGUCACGGACAACCGCUCUAGGGAAGUCACCGAGGUUCCGUCCCUUGGCCGCUGGGUACCGACCAACCCUGGCGAGUACGAUACCACGACCGACCAGGGCAUUCUUGUCUGGGACCAACCUGUCGAGAAGAAGUCUGAGGAUACGGAUCUCGUUGAGGGUGAGAUGAUCUUCGAGGGUGACAAGCUGUGGUGGACACAGGGUGUGUUCGAGUUCCGUUACCACCACGGUGGCGGACAUCACGUCAUGUCCAUCUCGGAGCCUUUCGAAAUCCAGAUCCCCAAGUUCGACGACGAGCACAGAGGCGUCGAUAUCAGCGCUGGCAGCGGAGAAGUUGGUGAGCGCGCCGUCGAGGCGGCUCUCCUGCCCGUUAUCCGCAACUGCUUGGACCGCGACCCCGAUAUUGCGCCCAGCAAUGCGGACGAGCGUUUCGGUGGCCAUGUCGAAAGAGAUGGCAAGUACGCCAGGCGUGUUGUGUACGCUAUUAGGCAUAUGUUUGGUAUUGACUUUGCCCCUGCGGUUGUGCUUGCGGACGGAAACGUCCGUAGGCUGGCUUGGAGGAUAUGUCACGCUAAGGAAGUGCUGGCUCCAUUCAGCAUGUCACAUACCAACGGCCGGACAACACCGGUUGAUAGCAAGUUCUCUGAGUAA